CAGGUACCUACUUACCUAUUCACCUGGUUCAAUGGGUAGCUGUACCUAUGUAGGUAAGUAUUUUGAACCUUGACGCUUGAAGCAACAGGGACGGUAGUACCUAGAUAUGGUUGCAGAUACCUACCUAGGUAGGUAAAGGUAAGAAGGUACAAGUCAUGUGCACUGAGCAGGAAUCCAUGAUGGGUACGGUAAUUAUUUUACUUACUGUCAGGAAGCCAAAGAAGAGUACCUACCUUCCUAGGUGAGAUCAUGAGCAACAGAGCAGCCUGGAGCCUGAGGUAGGUACCUAGCUGGGUCCAUAGAAAAACGUUUCAAAUGAAGGAAGGGAUUCGCUAGGAAGGGACUUCACUUGGUUGUUUGCCCGGGCGUCCAAGCUCAGUAACUUCGCACGGCCAGCGCACUAAUUGCAAGCUCGCAAGCUUGCAUAUUACGCCCGCAUUGCCAGCUGCCAGCAUUCCCUCCGCCGUCCCAAUGAUGGCCCCCCGCGUGGCCUGUGUGGCGCUCCUCCUCGCGUCGCUCUUCCUCUGCGCGCCCGACGCCUCCCGCGCGCAGAUCGUCAUUCGCAGCAACCGCACCGCCAACGCGUCGGCGCCCGCGCCCGCCAUCAGCCUCUCGUCCGGCAAUGCAACAAAGCCCGGGUACUCCGGGGGCCUGUUGGGUUUUCAGCCCGACGGGGGGCUUUACAUCACUCCUGACGUCAUCAACCAGUGCGAAAGCCUCCCGGGGACUGCGAGCGACGGCUCCGGCAAUGCCAUGCUCCUUACGGCGUCGGGUACCGUGACGGACGAGAAGGAGAAGGGGACGGACCUGGGGAACUGCUGCCCGCCGCCUUACGCGGGCGCUCCUGUGGCUUGGCAACCGUAUGGUCCGAGCCGCCCCAUCGUCGUCCGGCGCUCCUGGUUGGACGUCCAAAACGACACAGUGUACAUGGAGAAACUCGCGCGCGGCUUCAAGCUGAUGAGGACCCAAGGCCCAAACAGCCCCAACAGUCUCCUCAGGCAAGCUAGAGUCCAUUGCCACCACUGCACUACCGCCAAAACCCAGGGUUACAUCCAUAACGGCUGGCAUUUCCUGCCGUGGCACCGCGCCGAGAUCUUCUACUUCGAGCAAUCGAUGCAGUAUCUGCUCAACGACCCGACCUUCGCCAUGCCUUACUGGGAGUGGGACAAUCCGGAGGGCGUCUGGUUGAUCAACCAGUACCGCAACCGUACCUCGCCUCUGUUCGACCAGAAGCGCACCCAAAACGACUCCACCAGCAUCAAGAUGAUGAAUCGGUACUGCUCACCCCAGGAGGUCUACAAAGCCAUCACUGCGGUCACGGACCCGGUUCUAUUCCACGGGUUGCGUGACACAAGCGUGAGCCAAUUCGGAAACCAGGGAACGUUAGAAGCUCUCCACGGCUGGCCUCACACGGCCGUCGGCGCGCAAGCGGAGCUGCAGCCGGGACUGGACACGUCGCUCUUCCCGGACACGGGAUCGUGCGCCACGUGUCGCUUCCACGACAUGGGGUCCUUUUCCACCUCAGGAUGGGACCCCGCCUUCUGGUCUCACCAUUUCAACAUCGAUCGCCUCUGGGAGGAGUGGCUGAAGCAGCCUAACGCGAACACCACCUCCGGGCACAACGAAAACUUCGCCGACGCGGCGUGGCUGGACUCCGUCUUCACCUUCUACCGGGCAGACGGAGUCCUGGAGACGAUAACCGUGCGCGAUACCCUCAACAUAACCAACAUGGGUUACGCGUACGCCCCGGCCCGGAACAUCUGGAACACGACAAACGCAGUCGCGAGCGGCGUCGCGGCCGCGGCCGCGGUCACCACCGCAGACCCCCCCGCCCCAGUCCGGAAAUUGCUGGCGAACGUUACCGCUAACCUUCCCCCGGUUAACACCGUCCCCGAGCUGCUCGCGCAGUAUCCCAAUUUUGCGGUUAACUACGCUAACCUGACCGCGGUCAUGCCGGAGCCGGUGAAGGUCGGCCGGAACGUGUCCCGCUACCGGAUUCUGCGGACCCUGCCCGACCUGCCCGGGACGGAGGAGCUCUUGAUGUUCCACGAGAUCUCGGCGCGCAUGGACGAGCGCGCGCUGAUCGAGGUGUGGGUGAACAAGCCUGACGUCAGCGUGGGGUCGAAGCUGGACUGGCACUACCUCGGGACGCUGACGCAGGUGCCCAUGUCGCCCAAACCCAGCAAGCUGCCCACCAAUUCUUUCUCCGCAAUCAAGAACCGGGCCCUCCAGCUGAACCCAAUUCUGAAGAAUCUGGGCCUCCUCAGCGCGACGGAACUGCUCAUUACGCUGGUUCCGGCGGAAUACAUGGUCGACAGCGGAAACAACGGAUUUCGCAUGGCCCCGCAGUAUAGCACGGUCACCAUCGCCGGGGCCGAGAUCUACCGGGGCACACUGAGCUCGUACUUCCAGCGUUGAGUGGACGGUCGAAAGACAACCAUUUAAGAAAAGCGAGGAAAAUCCUCCCCAGAUUCUACAGAACCGGCCGGUCUUAAGCGGCGAUAUUGACUUCCACUUCAAGGUCCACAGAAAAAUAUUGACCGCAGCUUUAACAGUCGAGUACGAACAUUAGUCUCAUCAUUGACAGAACAACAGCUCGAGAUAUUCAGCGUCCAUUUUCUGAGCGGUAGGUUCAAAGGAACGUGUUUUUCAAUAUAGAAAAGUCGUGUCGGAAACAGGAUUAGGAAUCUAACAAGACAAGCCAACUUGUUUGUCAAGUGACCUUGCUAAACGAAUGAAGACAAUUGACGGGUGCUGCACUCCCGCCCAGGUAGUGUGGAUCCUGGACUUUCUACGACGCUGUUCUAGAUCCUGGAACCAUCCACUAACUCAGGCAUGAGUCUACCUUGAGUGCGCUGCAAAUGCGCCGUACGUGC
Molecule: messenger RNA, 2876 nt
Organism: Klebsormidium nitens
Lineage: Eukaryota; Viridiplantae; Streptophyta; Klebsormidiophyceae; Klebsormidiales; Klebsormidiaceae
Source: the annotation of a GenBank genome assembly